Molecule: messenger RNA, 729 nt
Organism: Aspergillus puulaauensis
Lineage: Eukaryota; Fungi; Ascomycota; Eurotiomycetes; Eurotiales; Aspergillaceae
Product: carbohydrate-binding module family 14 protein
Exons: 1
Coding region: 1-729 (242 amino acids)
Cellular component (GO): extracellular region
Molecular function (GO): chitin binding
Source: RefSeq, a predicted model, not a curated record
AUGCAUCUCACCAGCCAGGUCCUAACCGUGCUCGCCGCAUCCCUCCUAGCCGCGACUGCCGCCGCUGCACCCAAGUGCCAUGUUGGCACCGCCUGGCCUGACCCCCACGACUGCCACAAGUUCUUCGAAUGUGCUGCCGGCGGUAUCCCAGUGCGAAAGACCUGCGGGCCCGGCACAGCCUACAGCCCCAAGUUGAAAGUCUGCGACUACGAGCAGAGAGUUCCCUCGUGCCGCCGCCAUGGUAACCCUGACUGGCAGCAUGAUUGGUCUGAGGAUGACAAGGACAAGGGCAAGGGUAAAGACCAGUGGGCCAAGAAUGGAAAUGGCAAUGGGAAGGAGAAGCGUCAGGACUUGCACAGCGGAUGGGACGAUAGCGAUGACCACAAGCACGGACAGCCAUACCCGCACCCGUCCCCGUGGUGGAACGAGAAUCUCGAAGGUGAUCGCCCGCAGCCCGUGCGGCCUGUAGAUGGCGAUAACAGUGAGGAGGGCAUCGAGGAGACCAACGAGGAGACCAACGAGGAGACCAACGAGGAGACCAACGAGGAGACCAACGAGGAGACCAACGAGGAGACCAACGAGGAGACCAACGAGGAGACCAACGAGGAGACCAAUGAGGAGACCAAUGAGGAGACCAACGAGGAAAGCAACGAAAACCAGGAGAACAACGAGAACAACCAGGAGAAAAACGAGGACAACAUCGAGGAGAACAACGAAGACUCACAGUAA